This is a messenger RNA of Aedes albopictus (Asian tiger mosquito), 1357 nucleotides long. RefSeq lists its product as uncharacterized. NCBI's taxonomy places the organism in Eukaryota, Metazoa, Arthropoda, Insecta, Diptera, Culicidae. The record is from RefSeq and is a predicted model, not a curated record. The transcript has 2 exons. Bases 120 to 899 code for a protein of 259 amino acids.
UCGGCAUGAAAACAAAAACGCAAAACGUCAUCCUGGCAGCAAAAGUCGUGCGAUUUUCCCAAAAAUAAAUAAAAUUUUAUUUUAAACUAAAGUUUAGUGGAAUCCAUAGUUUGUAAUAAAUGGAAACUCAGCCAGAAAAAGCCGCGCCUGAAGUUAAAACUUCCCCCAAAAUGGAUGCCUUGGCUGCUCGCCGUGAGGCCCGGCGGAAACGCAUUCUUGAAAACUCCAACAAUCGUCUGACCAAGAUAACAGGCCGAGAGCACAAUGAACCACCUGCAGUGGAUUUCACCGUUAAGCCACCGGACGUAAUCUACCCGGACCCGGAAGUGGAGCGAGAUGAAUACACGCAUCCGGAACCGCAUCUGUUUGGUGGCUCAAACCUACCAGAAGGAUUCCCCAAUUUAGCAAACGGUGACAUAUUCUCCCUGCUGAACCCGCCUCUCGGCGCCGAGCAAAGUGGUGCUUUUUCUGCGGCACAACCACCCCCAGUCCCGGACACCCCCCUAGUUAAAUUCCUUCGCAGUCGCGUGCACCUGGCCCUGAUGGCCAUACUGGUCUAUCUGCUGUUUGCCAACGAUCUGCAGCACCUGAUCGGUGGCAACGUAUUCAUCCUGUUGCUCGGCUGGGAAGCGAUCGAGGUCUUUCUGCUGAAAACCUACGAAAAGCGUUCGUCCUUCCUGGAUGUGGUCUUUCUGCUGGGAGGCAUCUCACAGAAAUACUCGCAAAUUGGCCUCAAGUUCAUCCAAACCAUCAACAAGGUACUGAAGGAUGUGACCUUUUUCGUGUUUUUCUUCGUGGUCACGCAUCUGCUGUGGAGCCGAUUUGUGCUGGGGAUCGAGCUGAGCUACGUCCUUGGGUACGACAAACUGGAGAAGGAAGCAGGACAAGUCGUUUCCUAGGCAGAGGUAAGUUCGAGCCUUAUCAGAUUUAAUUUGUUCUUUUGGAGAUUCACUUGGAUGGGAAAGUUUAUUUUGUUUUCGUUGGUUUUUAAUCUAUUAAAAUAGUUGUAACGUUUUUUAAGAGGCGAUGAGGAUGCCCUCCUUUUCCCGUGAGUCACGUGAAUUCAUCAAAAAAUUGAUCCCAAUCCGGCAGAAAAAGCCCUGUCAGGAACAAUCGAUACGCUGUAAGGUAGAGUAGAAGUAGAAGGGAAAUCAGAUUAGCGCUGAGAGGGAUACUGAAAUUAAGCGUAAAUCCGGUCACAAAUGUUAGCUAGCUAUCACACAAAUAACGGGCCUGCAACAAGGGCGCUGCACCACGAUGCUUAUGAUGAUGUUAGUUGCGCAUUAAACUGAGUCGCGGAUACUUUUUGGACUAUGCCGUACAUUAAAAUAUGUUCUCGUUAUUGAUCCGAACCUUC